AUGAAGGUGUUUCAUCAUGGUUGGAUGAACUUUGAAGGUAUCAUUCGGGACGGAAGAAAGCGCCGGCAUCGACUAUCGUCGUUCGCGGGAACCACGAGGCGUCAUUUCUGGGAAUUGUACCACGACGGCUGGCUCGCACUCAACAUCUACCUCCUAGGCCACGCAUGGUGCAGUCAAGUGAAUGGGACUCAGAUUGCAGGGAUGUCGGGGAUAUAUAAAGCAGGUGAAUAUCGACUCGAGUACUACGAACGCCUCCCAUACGACCAACCCUCCAUCCGGAGCAUAUACCCCACUAGGCAAUACAACGACUGGCUCCAACCAAUCGAACCCCACGGAAACCUCAAAGUUCUACUCAAACUUAGACCUGGAUUCGGCGCCUCCGUUGACGCGGACACGUUGGGGUCUCCGCCGUUGAUGAUACUGCUAAAGACCCUCAUACCGAAAUGGUGGUUCACGGGACAUAUGCAUGAGAGGUUUGAGGCAAAGGUGAAGCGGAGGGGACGCAUAGGGGGCAGAGGGGAAGCAGAGUCAGAAGCGCUGGAUAAAUGUCUCCCGGGGCGCGACUUCCUCGAGGUAAUCGACUUCAACCCCCCCACGUCCUCCCCCUGCUUUUCAGUACAAUUAACAUUCGACCCCGAAUGGCUCGCAAUCACACGCGCGACCCAUCACUCGAGCACGCGCAGCAUGUGCCUUUCCAGAGAGGCGAAGGCUGAGAGGACGGGUGCGUGA
Molecule: messenger RNA, 729 nt
Organism: Laccaria bicolor S238N-H82
Lineage: Eukaryota; Fungi; Basidiomycota; Agaricomycetes; Agaricales; Hydnangiaceae
Exons: 6
Coding region: 1-729 (242 amino acids)
Biological process (GO): mRNA splicing, via spliceosome
Cellular component (GO): nucleus
Molecular function (GO): RNA lariat debranching enzyme activity
Source: RefSeq, a predicted model, not a curated record